GUGUGAUGAGGCACUGCAUCUCUAUGUAGAUUGUCAUUUUUAGUCUCUGAAUUGAUUGUCGCUAGAUGCACGCCAUAUAAACCAACUAUAACUUUGUAAAGCAUAAAGUAAACCAACAUCGUGUCAGCUUAAACCAUGACCGAGGAACAAGAAACCAUGGAUGGGGUUUACACCUACCAGGCUGGCGUUGGUUCAGCUUGUGUCUGGGUCUUCUUGACUAUUUUGGGUUUCGUUGACAACCUGCUCGUUAUCUGGUCUGUCAUUCUCUCUCGGAAGCUUCGCACAGUGACCAAUGUCUUCGUGGUCAACCUUUGUGUGGCCGACCUAUGGACGUGUCUGUCAUACCCAUGGAUGGUUGUGGCUACGGUCAGUCAGGAUGGCUGGCCCAUUUCCGAAACCCCUUGCAUUAUCGCCGCCGUGCAGUUCCAUACUGGUCUUGGUACUCGCCUGUACUCACUGGCCGCUAUAGCGUUCAAUCGCUUUGCAAUCACCGUGACUGAUGAAACAUAUAAAAGGUUAUAUUCCCCGGGCAGAGUCAUCGCCAUGGUGGCUGCAACUUGGGCAGUGCCGUGCACCGUCACCUUCCUGCCCUUGAUUUUUGGAGUUGGCGAACUUGGCUAUGAUGACCUUCACAAAUCCUGCACAGAUAAGGACGAUCACACCAAUGGUACUGAGUAUAGCAUCAUCCAGUUCGUUUGCUCGUUCAUUGUGCCAUUGACUAUAGUCGUAAUAUCAUAUAUGGCUCUCUACAUCCUACAGAAGAGACGUCUGGCAACGGUCGAUGACCAACCUUCGGACGCAAUGGAAAUGACCACAAGAGAGAUCUCCUCCUUAGAGAUUACCAUCCGUGACGUAUCUGAGAUGAGAAGUCCACCAGACCAGGAGCAGGCCAUCACCAAGAACUUGUUUAUUGUCUUUUGUACCUUUACGUUGCUGGUGUCUCCCUUUUUCAUCUCGCUGUUCAUGUCGACCACCCACCUUUUCGCCGUCUAUGGUUUAACCAUCGUCAUUCUAAACAGCUGCGUGAAUCCCAUCAUCUACGCAGUAGGUCAUCCUCAUUUCAAGAUGGUUCUUUCCAAGAUAGUCCGAUGCCGCUACUCGGAGAUACCUGACCCUUCGUACUGUUUAGAGUCCAUGAAUUGUAGGGGCAAUACCAGUGCGGAGGUGAACUAAUGGUCGUAGAUUUUUGUCGAGGAAAUCUUGCUGUGACUGGGUUUAGCUGUUGAGAAACUGGAAAAUGCUCCAAUUCGGAUACGACAAUAGUUUCCUUUAAUUCUUGGUUACAAAAUGUUAUCAAAAUGAAUAUUGGAUUGCUAAACUUUCAGUGUAGGCCUUGACAACUUAGAAAGCUACCAGAGAAGUUAAUUUUAGUGAAUUUUAGUGCUUAGUGAAUACCAUUUAUCAGCAUGCUAUACGAGUUAAGAUA
Messenger RNA from Patiria miniata (bat star), 1426 nucleotides. RefSeq names its product melatonin receptor type 1B-B-like. The record is from RefSeq and is a predicted model, not a curated record. Gene Ontology annotation, cellular component: membrane. The transcript has a single exon. Gene Ontology annotation, molecular function: G protein-coupled receptor activity. The coding region runs from base 136 to 1173 and encodes 345 amino acids. Gene Ontology annotation, biological process: G protein-coupled receptor signaling pathway. Lineage: Eukaryota; Metazoa; Echinodermata; Asteroidea; Valvatida; Asterinidae.